CUGGUCGGGAAAACCCGUCUGAGUAGGGAAAUAAUUAGAAAAUAUAACAUUGCACAUGUUGGACCUGAAUAGCGAUUUACAGCCAGCAUCCUACUUAUUGACGGUUGUUAUUUCAAGCUGACUCCGCACGGGGAUGACACCGACAGAUGUGUGAGACAAACGGUCAGCGGUCAACGCGCACAUCACCACGGGCAGCUUUCACCCCCACAGACAGACAGCCAGACCGUUCAAUGCGAGGAAACUGCUCAGAGUGGACCGCAAGGGACGUGGGCUGUAGCAGCAGAAAUGUUAGCUAGGUAACAUUUGGUGGGAAAAGCUGUUUCGUUAUAGACAAGUGGGUCCAACCAGGUGACCGCAUGCUACUGCUUGUGUUGUAGCUAACAGGCAAUUUGCUGGUCUGUAGCCAGCUAACUUUAGCCUUGUCAGUCUCUGGUCAGGGCCCUGUUUCUGCCUGCUGUAACCUACGCUUUCGGGAAAAUUCAAGGGCCAUGGAUUUCCCAGGCCACUUCGAGCAGCUCUUCCAGCAGCUGAAUUAUCAGCGCGUCCACGGUCAGCUGUGUGAUUGUGUCAUCGUGGUGGGCAGCCGACACUUUAAGGCCCACCGCUCAGUGCUUGCAGCCUGCAGCACUCACUUCAGAGCCCUGUUCACUGUUGCAGAGGGAGAUGCCAGCAUGAACAUGAUCCAGCUGGACAGUGAGGUGGUGACAGCUGAAGCUUUUGCUGCUCUGGUGGACAUGAUGUACACGUCAACACUGAUGCUGGGGGAGAGCAACGUGAUGGAUAUCCUCCUUGCAGCCUCACACCUCCACCUCAACAAUGUAGUCAAAGCCUGCAAACACUAUCUCACAACACGCACGCUGCCUAUGUCUCCCUCAUCUGACCGACAAGCACAUCACCACCCUCAGCAGGACCAUCAGAGGCGCAGACAGCAGCAGCAGCAAGUAGCAGAUUUGGCAGUGAACCCUACUCUAGCAGCUAAUGCUAACCUCGCAGCAAAUGCUGCAACGUCAAAGUUGCAGCGCUCCUUCCUGUUGCAGCAGCUGGGGCUCAGCUUGGUGAGCUCUGCCUUGGGUGGGAUGGAGGAGGACGGGGUGGGAAAUGUAGUUGGCAAUAGAGGGGUGGAACAGAGAGCCUCCUUCCCUAUCCGACGAUUCCACAAACGUAAGCCCUCUCUUGCAAUGGGCCUGUCAGAAGACAGACCCAGGCAGAGGCAGCGCCCCUCAGCCCCUAACCUGGGGUUGUUGGGAGAAGAAGGGGUUAACAUAGAGCGAGAGGAAGGAGCACUUCUAUCUCCAGACUCCCACAAGAUGGGGGAUGAAUCAAAAUUGGAUGCUGCAAUAACUGGCCUAGUAGGGGUGUCCCAAGAUGAUCCUCAGAUGCCUAGCCAGUCAGACAGUGGACACUGUGAGGGAGAGGACAUGGGAAGAAUGCAGGGAGGGGUGAGCAAGGAGGAGGACAUGGAUGACCAGGACCACCAGGAUAACAGAUCAGGCGUGAAGAUUAAAUCAGGGACAGAAGAAGAGGCCGAAGAACAGGAAGAGAAGGUGGUGGUUAAACGAGAGCCGCUGAGCUCUCCUGAGCCGACAGAUGAAAUCAGCGAUGUGACAUCGCAGGCUGAAGGCAGCGACCCAGCUGAGCCUGGAGGCCAGGAGGAGGAAGAGAAGGUGGAGCUGAGCCCAGAGAGUAGCGACCGUAGCUUCACCUCUGAACCCCAACCCAGCUCUGACUCUCUGCUGCAGCCCAGCUCCCAGCUCCUCCUCAAGAGCAGCAUGGGAAGUGGCGCCGGAGUCGGAGGAGGUUUUUCGUGUAAUAAUGGAUUAAGUGGCAAACCUGGUUUUAGUAUUUCUAGCUUCCUUAGCCCUAAGGAUUUUGGAAAUGGCGGGCCAGGGUUGGUUACAGCAGAAGAUGACCUGCCCAACACAACAACUGGGGAUGCAGUAGCACAUCACUUCCUGCUGAGACAGGAAGCUGCUGGGCCGUCUGGCUCUGCUUCUUCUUCUCUUCUGCAGUCAGGUCCACUCAUUGGUGAGAGUCGCGGUAGUUUUGGAGACAACUUGCAGCCUGAUUCUCUGUUCCUUCGUCCCCUGCAUGACAGUUUGGGGAACCCCAGAGGAAGUGGGGGAAGUGCGAGUGGAGGACGGGGAGGGGUAGAUCCCUUUGGUUUGGACUUCCAGCGCUCCAGUCUGGGGCUUCACUCUCUCGGGCGACCCUCGCGAGGGGCUGGAGGAGCAACCACUGCCUCUCUGGGCUACCCAGGCUACAGGCGUAUUGCUCCAAAGAUGGCCACCAGCAUGGGAGGAGAAGAAGGAGUAAGUGGUGUUCUUCAGGAUUCCGCCUCUUCCUCCUCUAGUCUGGCAAGUCCUAUGCUUCUCAAUGAGACUGGUGGGUAUGAGAUGAACAGUGGCAGGCCCACCUCCCUCCCCCCUCAGCUUACCAGAGCUUCAGCAGAUGUCCUGUCCAAGUGCAAGAAGGCUCUGUCGGAGCACAACGUCUUGGUGGUUGAGGGAGCUCGGAAAUAUGCCUGUAAAAUAUGCUGCAAAACCUUCCUCACUCUGACUGACUGCAAGAAACACAUUCGUGUCCACACAGGAGAGAAGCCCUACGCUUGUCUCAAGUGUGGAAAGCGUUUCAGCCAGUCUUCCCACCUAUACAAGCAUUCUAAGACCACAUGUCUGCGCUGGCAGAAUAGUAACAUGUCCAAUUCCCUGCUGUAGGACUGAGAGAGGGCAAUAGAAAGAAUAAAUUGGGAAUCAGAGUUGGGCUGAAUUUAAAGUCCCAAAAAGUUUAGAUUUUUCUGAAGCUGUGACAGAGCAGCCGUCUCUAAUCAACUGUCCAAACUAACCAGUCCUGAUCACAGACCAAAGAUAGGAAUGCUAAUGUAACCACACUUUUUUUUCCAGGAGAAACUCAUACUACUAAGUCAGUAAAAGUUACUCUAAACACAUUUAGCCUGAAGAGAGAUUAUAGGGAUGCAGGAUAUGCAUACAUGCAGCCACUGGACUCUAUAUAAUAUGAUCUAGGCCAGUCUAGGCUUGACUUUUAAAGCUGCCAUACUGUUGGCUGUCUUGUUUGUUUUUUUUUAACAAUCAUGUGUGCCCUCUCAUUAAGUGAUCUGUUGAGGUGAUCCCUUAGUGCUGAACAUCUAUAAUUUGUGGUACACUUAUAGAUGCACAUUUGAUUUAAUCAUAUAUAAUAAGCAUAUUAUAACACUCAAGCUGAGUGUUUGCAGAUCAGAGGGAGCUGUAUAGCACCAACAUUAAGAAUGGAUAUCAUGUCAAAUAGUGUGCUUAUGUGUAGAUUUUCCACUGCCCAAUGUGUAAAACAUGUAGUAGCAUCCCACAUCAGACUCCUGGGUCCUCCCAACUGUGCACAUUGACUGUGCCUUGUUCUGUGCAAGGUCAUAUAGACUUUGGGCUAACUGUUUCAUAUUCAAUUCUGGUGCCAGAUAAAAUGCCUGUUAAGUACUAGCAACUGUUGACGGAUGUCUUGAUACUUACUAUGCUGUACAAAAAGGUGGGCAGAGUUGGAUUCUAUCCUGUGAGGUGAAAGAAAAGAUGGCAGAGACUCUAGUGUUGUAUAUGUUAUUUUCACCCAGUGAAAAUGUCAUUAACUGACCAAAUAAACUUGAUUCUUUUUAUUUUCUGAAGUGAUGAAGUUUGAGGCAGCUGAUAUCCUCAACCAGGACAAGAGUAACUCAAAUGAAAAAAUAAAACAGAUCAGCAUUUCUCUGUGGCUGAUUCUGGAUUUUCAAGUCAAGUCAAAUAGAUGUGAGAUGGUUUAUCCCUGUAGUUGCCUUUCAGCCCAACCACCUCAGUUAAAGAAAUAUGUUUGGUAGCUGGUAAUUCAUUAAUUGUAAAAUAAUGGAGCCUUCACAUUUCAUGUGACUACAGGAAUUAAUUGUCUCACUUUGAUACAUUUAUACCUUAUACAAGUUUUGAAGGAGUAGGAAUUGCUGUAAUCAACAUCUUGCCUCAAUGUGCACUUGCCAGGCAGAGCUAUUGACCUUAAUCCUUAAAGUUCCUUUGUUUAGGGGAGCAAACAAAUCUGAGCAGUGAGAGACGGAAAAGUGUCAACCUGCACCAUCUUUGCAGUUACAGCAGGAAAAACUAUCUGCGUUUACUGCGCCUUGCAGUUUUUGAGAAAUGUAAUAUAUAAUAUUGCAUUAUAAUGCUACUAUAAUACAGACACACAGGGAAAUGUGCUGUAAAUGCACCUUAUUUUGUGUCAUGGUGUGCAAAACUUGCAAUUUCUUAUAGUUUUUAAAUUGUAUAAGCGACUUCCCCUCCUUAUUGGGAAUGACCACAAAAAGAUCAGCUGUAGCUCAGCAAGUCUACUGACCGUCCACACAUCAGUGUGCUUGUGUGUGUACAGAUAGCGUUGUCUGAAGAAAACUGUUUACAGGAUAUUGAGGUUCAGCACGUGUUGAAAAAGUGCUUUAGAAAUGUAAAUAUUGCACAUUUGUGGUUGGUUUCAUAUUUUUUCUCUUGGAGAAGAGACAAAACAACUCAUGAAGAACUAGACAUGUAUAAGUUUGUUACUGUACUUGAUAUCAGUGCUUUAUACAUGUCUCUUUUUACAUCUAAUGUUGCAUCUGUUACUAAAGCACUUAGACAAAUCAUUCUCUUUUAUAACAUAUAUGUUUACUGGAAUGUUGAACUAUGUGAAAAUGUUGCUGUAUUGCAAUUAUCCAACUCUACCAGCUCUUAAUUUUAUUUCUUACGCUACUACUAUGUUGGAUAUGAAAGUGAAGAAUUUGUAGCAUUUUUGUUCUCUGCAGGUGAUCGAUCAUGCAGGAUUUCCACUAGUCUGCAAAGUUUGAAUAUCAUUGAAUUUGAGAGGAAUAUUUCACAUGGCGAUAAAUAAUUCAGAAACAAAUUUUUAGGCAAUCUAUUGUCAGUUUUUUGUUUUAAUUUCAGGUAUUUAUAGCUGGGGUUUUUUUUUUUAUCUAUGCAACUGUAUAUUAAUGUCUACCUACAUCUUGAUAAACACUGUCAUAGAUAAAAAUGGCUGUCCUUAAUAGUUAUCAAAUAAAAAGUUUGAUAACUAUUAAGGAUUUGUGUAAGACUCAAAAAGAGCAGACAUGCUGAGAAGGAAUCUAAUUUUGCAGGUUAUAGAAAAUAAAAUAUCAAGGAUUUUUACAUCAACCCAACUGGGGAAGCUUGAAUUCCAGUUGGUUGUAAAUAAGAGCGGUUUCAUUGGUAGAAAGUUGGUUAAUUGAAAUCAGUGUUCAUGCAGUGUUGUAAAGUUCUGUUUUAGUGAACUGAAAUGAAAAAAAUAACACUUUAAAUACAUACUUGCCUUUUUGUAUACUUUAUUGCUUGCUAUAUUGUGUCAUCUACACUGUCAAUGAGGAUCUCAUGGUCAUAGCUUUCAAUUCUUGUUGGCACCUUAUUGUACUGUAGAGUCAUUGCACUGUUAGCCUGUACAAAAUGAUUAUUAUUUGACAUAUUUUGAUAGUCUGAUAAUCUUGACAUUUAACUUCAUAGAAGAAUAACUGCCUUCUCAUACGUUCUCCCUCUAAACAUAGGCUAAACUGCUGUUUGCCCUGAAAUUCUUGACGCUGUGGAGUCAAUAAUAAAGUUGUUAAAGCUUGGCCACAGAGGUUAAAAUGACCAUUAAUGGUUAAAUCUCAAUUCUGAUGCCCGUUCCUCUGUGAUGUCUCCUCACACUCAGCCUCCUCUGUCAUGAUGGAAAGAGCUAGCUGUGAUGUGCUCUUACGAAACAGAGAAUUGUAGAGGUGAUGAGGCAAAGGAAAGAUGUAGUCCUCCUCCCAUGUCUCACACAGUGCCUGUUAAGAAUUGUAAUGGUGCUGUUCAAUGUGAAUCUCUGAAAAAUGCACUGACUGUAUUACCCCUGUAUGAAUAUGCCAACAUUUUCACAACAUGUAAAAGGCCUAAAUUAAUUAAGAAAGUCACUGCCUUAUGCCCUCUAGCUUGAAAAGCUGGGCUUUUGUUGAUAUGCCAAAUCUGAGGGAUUUCUGUUUUUUGUUUUUUUUUUGUUCUGUAUGUGUAACAUAGUGUAACCACGAGAGGACUAAAUGUUUGUGUCUCUUUACUGUUGAAGGCUAUGAAGAUUGUAUAGUAUGUUCAGUUGUUGUAUAGACCGAAUUAAAAAAAAACGAUGAAAUUCA
Molecule: messenger RNA, 6130 nt
Organism: Seriola aureovittata
Lineage: Eukaryota; Metazoa; Chordata; Actinopteri; Carangiformes; Carangidae
Product: zinc finger and BTB domain-containing protein 5
Exons: 4
Coding region: 489-2714 (741 amino acids)
Biological process (GO): regulation of transcription by RNA polymerase II
Cellular component (GO): nucleus
Molecular function (GO): DNA-binding transcription factor activity, RNA polymerase II-specific; protein binding; RNA polymerase II cis-regulatory region sequence-specific DNA binding
Source: RefSeq, a predicted model, not a curated record